Molecule: messenger RNA, 2502 nt
Organism: Trichobilharzia regenti
Lineage: Eukaryota; Metazoa; Platyhelminthes; Trematoda; Strigeidida; Schistosomatidae
Source: the annotation of a GenBank genome assembly
UGCUCAAACCAAGGACGAUUAAAAUAAGUGCAGAAUUUAAAUUCUCUCACAGAGUGGUCAACGAUUGGAACUCCUUACCUGAUUCAGUAGUAUCAGCUCCAUCGGUGAACGCUUUCAAAGAGAAGUUAGAUCUCUGCAGAGAUAUACUUUGCAAGGAUUAACACAGGCCACAAGAGCCUUCUAUCCUUAUCAUCUGAAUCUGAAUCUAAAGCUCUUGAAUUCUGGUAUUUUGUGCUUACUUCAAUUUCAAGGUCACUCUUCGGUGUUGCUCUUAUAUUUAGUUCUGGUUUUGUAACACUUCAGGUUUUCACUUCAAGUGAUCGAACUUACAAAAAAAUGCAUGCAUACAAGAUUGGUACUCAUAAUAGUUGAUUAUAACCUAGACUGCAAAAACAAUACUAGACGUACAUGGUGUUAUGGGAAUUAUUCGCCAGAGUUUUCUGAAUUUUCUGUGAUUCGUCCGUGUUUCCCAAAACAUCUGCAGUGUAGCUGAAGUAAAUGCUUGGUGUGACAAAACGACAUUGGUUUGGUUCCAUUCACACCGAAAUUUUUUAGUAUAAUAAGGAAUGUUACCUGAUAUAUAUGGUUCCAUAAUUAACGCCUGUUGCGACGCAUUCAAGAGUAUCAUUGGCCUAAGUACUCUUUAAGGCAAAUCUUUUACUUGAGCAUAGGUAAAUUGGAUAAAAAUAUAAGUAGUACUUUGUUCUAAAUUGGGAAAAGUGGUUUAUUUCUGGAAAUGAAAUGAAUCAUGUUAAAAGAAGAAGGUAGCAUUGUAGGACAGAUUGGAAAAGGUAGUAGAUGUGAGUAUCCUCUGCUGCAUUCCACCCACCAUUUGCCCACGUCUCAGAUAAUCAAAGUUGUUCACUUUCAGAUUCAGAUUUAUUGGUUGAGGAUAGAAGGCUUGGUGUCUAUGUUAGCCCUUUUCUAGUAAGCUUCCGUGGUUGUCCAAACCCUUCUUGAACGAAUCAGUUGAGGUUGCAGGUACCACUUCUUCUGGGAGUCGGUUCCAAGAGUUUAUGACGCGAUGUGAGAACCAGUACUCAACAGCAAUAUGAUUUCUCCUUGGCUUUUGAACUCUCCUGCUAUGUCCUCCAAGGUGUUCCGACCUGGUGAGAAGGAAAAGAGAGAAUAUGUCAGAAUUCUAUUAAACAAAUUAGUCAGUCAGUCACUCAUUCAUUCAUUCAAUCAACAAUGAGUGUUACAGAAGAAGAAUUACGCGGCGGCAAACCUGUAUGCUUAAUUAUUCUGGGUAUGGCUGGUUCAGGCAAAACAACCUUUGUCAAUAAACUGACAGAGUAUUUAACCACAACAACUUCGAAUUUACCGUAUACAAUAAAUUUAGAUCCAGCUGUUCAUCAUAUCCCUUAUAGUCCUAAUAUUGAUAUUCGUGAUACUGUCAAGUUUAAAGAAGUGAUGAAACAAUACGGUUAUGGUCCAAAUGGUGCUAUUAUGACAUCGUUGAAUUUCUUCGCUUCAAAAUUUCAUCAAGUUGUGGAUUUAAUUCAUAGUCAUAGUGAAAGCAACAAUAAUAACAAUAACAAUAAUUCAAGUCAAGUAUCCUAUGCCGUUAUUGAUACACCUGGACAAAUUGAAGUAUUCACAUGGUCGGCUUCAGGAGCAAUUAUUACAGAAUUACUAGGUAAUUCUUUUCCUACAAUAAUUAUCUAUGUGAUGGAUACACCAAGAAGUCAUAAUCCUAUAACAUUUAUGUCAAAUAUGCUUUAUGCAUGUAGUGUACUAUACAAAAUGCGUCUUCCGUUUAUACUGGUCCUUAACAAGACUGAUGUUAUCGACUGUGAUUUCGCCAUUGAAUGGAUGCGAGAUUUUGAAGCCUUUCAAGAUGCUUUAGCUGGUCAUAAUAAUCAAUCAGAGGACGGCCGACCAUCAGAAUUAUUAGCUGAAGGAGAUGGUGCAGCAUUUCAUAAUCCUGGAGUAUCACCAUAUAUGAAUAGUCUAGUUCAUUCUAUGUCACUCGUUCUGGAUGAAUUUUAUCGAGAUCUACGUUGUUGUGGUAUCUCUUCAAUAACAGGUGAUGGUAUGGCAAAGUUGAUGGAGAAAAUUAAUGAAGCCACGGAAGAAUAUUUUAAGAUCAAUCUUCCGAGUAUAUUGGCCAAACAAGAGAAGUGUAAACAACAAAUGAAAGAAGGUCAAUCAAGUGACAAUAAGAAGUUAAAAACCGUGAAGCAUACACCGAUGCUUUUAGAUAUCGCUGGUAAUGAUGAUGAAGCGGAUAAAGAUCCACUUCCUGAUGUUGAUGGAGUUGAACUACGUCCACAGAAUGAUUCUGAUGAUGAUGACGACGACGCGGAUGACGAUCAGAAUGAAUUGAAAGAUGUCACUUCUAUACGUAAUAAAUUCCAACAGUCAUGUUCCGUUGAACCGGUGGUUCCGACAAACACUUCUGACAGUUGAUGAUGAUAACCCUUUCUCCAUACAUAUAUGCAUAUUUUUGUUGUUUCUGUAAGGGUUAUUUUGUACAAAAAUAUACAGAUUUUCUAAUGC